AUGUACACACACGUUGCGGUCCAUCGAUCACACAUUAUGGCGGACGAAAGCCAACCGACGAACGGAACCGAUGUGGUGGACAAUGUAAGUGUCGAGGUAGCGGAACUGGCCCUAGAACAGAAGGAGGAACCGGCCACACCGAAAACACCGGAACCGAGUAGUGCCGCUGCCAAUGGCACACCGCCCAAGCCCGUGUCCUGUGCCGCGUUCAAGGAGCAGUUUAAAGCAUUCUCAAAGUUCGGAGACACCAAGUCCGACGGCAAGCAUUUGACGCUUUCGCAGAGUGAUAAAUGGAUGAAACAAGCCAAGGUUAUCGACAAAAAGAUAACGACCACCGAUACCGGCAUCCACUUCAAGAAGCUGAAAUCGAUGAAGCUAACCAUCGAUGACUACAACAAAUUUCUGGACGAUCUGGCAAAGACCAAAAAGGUGGAACUGGAGGAAAUCAAGAGCAAAAUGGCAAACUGUGGUGCUCCGGGGGUCCACAAUGCAACGCCGGGAAAGGCGGCCGACACUGUGGCCCGCCUUACGGACGUUUCCAAGUACACCGGUUCGCACAAGCAACGGUUUGACGAGACCGGGAAAGGGAAGGGUAUCGCCGGCCGAAAGGACAUGGUCGACAAAUCCGGCUACGUGUCUGGUUAUGGGCACAAGAACACCUACGAUAAAACUCAUUAAAGGUAGUGGAACCCGAGAGACCCAUAUAUUAGCAGCAUAAGAGUUUUCCCGGUGCGCAGCAAAGCGGGCAAAGCCUGAAUCGCGUAGCAUAAACCGUUUCUAUCAGUUCACGUACACACCACAUCAUCAUCCAGUGAGCCAUGGAUUGUUGCUUGAAAUGGCGCCUUUAUCGUAAUUGAAGUGCAAAUCCUACGGAGAAGAAAAAUCAAAAUCUACAAAGCCCCCGGCGCACAGAUUUCGCAAUCCGUUACCGUUAAAUGUCGUUAAUGUUUUUUGUUUACAUGCUUAAUUGAUUUAAACCGUUCUUUCGCUGUUUUGCUUGUGUGCAGAGUAAGGUUUAUCUAGUCCUUAACGUAUUCUUUAUUAGCAUAAACGCCGCUGUGGGCAGUAGAAAGGUUGAAGCGGCUACGUUUCAUUGUCCGUUGAAUUGUGGCCUGAACACAGCGUGUUUCUGAGUGGGCCACAUUUCUUGUUUUCAUUUCCUGACCCCCAGAAUAUGAUUCUCGAAAACCUCCAUCUAAAAUUUAGUUUUCCUUUCCGUUAGAACAUCGUAAGUAGCAGUGUGAGCGAUAAUUUAAGAAGUACUCUACAAAACGUAACUACCAAGCGGCGAUUUUAGACCGUAAUUGUGUCAUGUAACUUCCAAAAACUAUAUUGAACAUUUAAAUAAAGACAUAAACGAA
Messenger RNA from Anopheles cruzii, 1361 nucleotides. RefSeq names its product tubulin polymerization-promoting protein homolog (gene ringer). The transcript has 4 exons. NCBI's taxonomy places the organism in Eukaryota, Metazoa, Arthropoda, Insecta, Diptera, Culicidae. Gene Ontology annotation, molecular function: tubulin binding. Gene Ontology annotation, cellular component: microtubule. The record is from RefSeq and is a predicted model, not a curated record. Gene Ontology annotation, biological process: microtubule bundle formation; positive regulation of protein polymerization; microtubule polymerization. The coding region runs from base 1 to 678 and encodes 225 amino acids.